CAGAGGGUGUCCUGUUGGCUACAGGCUCCUGCUGACUGCUGGCGAGCGGGUCCGGGUUAACACCAACGCAAGGGUCAGCGCCCUCUGAGUUGGGGGCCUCAGGCAGAGCCGCGACGACUCCUCCUUUGCUUGACCAGAGACCCAGCAGUGCCGUUUCCCCCAGUGGUGAGGAACCACCUAGUUUGCCGCGAUCCAUUGGUUGUUGCUCUGCCCAGCGCAGCUCCGGCUCCUCGGAGUAGGGCUCCAAGCAGACGAAGCUCGGCAGGCUAGAGGAGAAGCCCAGACCUGGGGCUGGAGAAGGGAUGAGGGGCUGGGAGGCGGGGUGGGGGGAUUUCCUCCCGCACUCCCCUCUCCAACGGGAGCGGAAAAUGUGAUUUGCUGUGCAUUCCAGGCGCGGUUCCCUGGGGUGACCUCUCCCACCCAGUCGGGCGGGGGGAGUAGACAAAGAGGCGAGGCGGGCGGAGAGGGGACCCCGCAGGGAAGCAGGAGGGGUACAGUGGGCGGGGGCAGUACCGGGAAAGGGGGCGGAUAGCGGGUCCCGCAGUGGCGACGGUGCCUGACCAAUGGAGAGAGGCGGCCCCGGGCGCCGCGCUUAGCCAGCGGCAUUUAAACAGGAGAUCCGGAGAUGCCCGACACUCGGUGCGCCCUUCGCGGACCUGGAAACCCAGCGCACUGCGGUAGCAUCACUCUCCAUCGUUCCUCCCGCACCGAGCAGAAGUGGCUCGGGCCGUGGUCGCACGCAGGGCCACGAGUCCACAGAGAAGGACCUGGAGACCCACAGCACUGACAGAAUGAACCGCACCGCCUAUACUGUGGGAGCUUUGCUUCUCCUCUUGGGGACCUUGCUACCGGCAGCAGAAGGGAAAAAGAAAGGGUCCCAAGGAGCCAUCCCUCCUCCAGACAAGGCUCAGCACAAUGACUCCGAGCAGACCCAGUCCCCACCACAGCCUGGCUCCAGGACCCGGGGGCGGGGCCAAGGGCGGGGUACCGCCAUGCCAGGAGAGGAGGUGCUGGAGUCCAGCCAAGAGGCCCUGCACGUGACAGAGCGCAAGUACCUGAAGCGAGAUUGGUGCAAAACUCAGCCCCUGAAGCAGACCAUCCACGAGGAGGGCUGCAACAGCCGCACUAUCAUCAACCGCUUCUGCUAUGGCCAGUGCAAUUCCUUCUACAUCCCCAGACACAUCAGGAAGGAGGAAGGCUCCUUUCAGUCUUGCUCCUUCUGCAAACCCAAGAAAUUCACCACCAUGAUGGUCACGCUCAACUGUCCUGAGCUACAGCCACCCACCAAGAAGAAACGGGUCACACGCGUGAAGCAGUGUCGCUGCAUAUCCAUCGAUUUGGAUUAAGCCAAAGCAGGCGCAUCCAGCCUGUCAUAGCCAUGCCGAGAGCCACACCUAAACCACCCGAUUCCUACUUGGCUUAAACCUAGAGGUCAGAAGAAACAGCAGUUGCUUCCCGACUGGAGGCUGCUUAUGCAUAGUGUAUGCGCAUGAGUGUGCAUGGGUGUUGUGUGUGUUUCCAAACACCAGCGGAAACAACCUCUACUAGAAGGCACUUCCUGUUACUCUGCUUCAGACGGUGGGAAACGCCCACACCACCGGACCCAAACCCACAGGGGCAGGGCUGUAGUUGGCUUUGCCUUUGUGUUCCAUGCGCCCUCCUGGGCACCAGAACUUCACUUGAGAAUGAAUACUAACGAAGAGGUAACUCCGAGGGCUGCAUUAGACUUGGAACCGUUCAGUGUUUGCUCUUUUCUCCCACAACCUAUCCCUUUCUUUGCUCUCCCUGAUAUCUCAGCCUUAGCCCAUGUCCCUAAAUUAAUGCAUUUGAUCAUGGGUGUAAAUGUUUCCCAACCUGUGAUGAACCUCCAGAAUGUGAGGAGACGGUGAUGGAGGACAAACGAGAUGGAGGAUUGACACAGGAGCGUUGAGGCUGAGCACCAGUCUGGGACACUGAAAUUCAGUAUUAAGAUGUCCAGAGUUUGAAAGCUGUUCUCCACAAACAGUGUGAGCCUUACUUUGUGAAAGACUUUUCCUGAUAUUUAAAAGAACCGAGAUGCACGGAAGUGAAAUAUAAUCACACACACACACACACACACCCCAAUUUUCUGUGUCUGUCUCUGUAAUCUCCUAUCUGUAACCCAAAAUUAAAAGUGAAAUAUUGACCACUCCUGUUUUAAGAACCAAGCGAGCGAAACAGAAAGAAACAUGGCCUCCCUUUUUACUUUGCCUCUCAGGGGGACAAGUGAGAGUCUUGCACACUGGGAUAGGAAAAGACAAAAAAAAAAAAAAAAAAACCAACCCUCCUUAGCUUAGUUUUGCUGGAUUAACAUUGCUUUUCUGUUAUUCCUGCGAAAUGCUUCUGAGAGGCACAACACUGUGCUAACAAUCCUGCCUUUGCUCAACACCUCUGCCAAUAAGGAGUUGUCUAAAAUGAGAGAGCUCCUUUUGAGUUAGACACGCAUGGCGGCUUUUCUGUUUUGACUCUCGUUAGGGAAGGACCAGAAAGGGGGCAGAAUCAAAGGAAUUGUGGCCGGCUAGGUAGUGUCUGGAGGAGAGCUAAGGGCGGAGACUGCUUCUAGGAGGUCUAUGAGAAAGUUCCAUUAGGACAGCAGAGCACUAGGUAUAUUAACAGGCUAUCUAUUCCCAGUGGGUCAACUGGGCAUUGCAAUCAUUAUGCCUCAAUGGUUGUCCUCUGAAUACUUCUAGGCUCUCCAAAUGCCUACUUAGCACUUAUGUAAGGGCCAAAAUGAAAGGUAGCCUUGAUACAUUUUGGCCUGGCUAAGCAACACUCCUUUAAGACUGAGAUUCUAGCUAUAAAUGCCCUUUUUUUGUCUUUUCCUCUCAGAGUCCCUAGUUAAGUUAUGUGUCAUUUGGAAUGUGUCAUUCACUGCCCAUCAAAGCUGCCACAGUCAAAGAACCAUUGGAUGUAAAGAAACUAUUUUGGUCUAGCUCUCUCCCAUGGGACAUCUACAUGGAAACCAUGCUGUAAGACAAAAACCUCCUUGAACCCCCAAAACACUGGGUCUCAUUUUGAAAGUUGAAAAGUCGCUGCUGAUGAUUCCAUAGUAGAUGAGUUUGUGCAAGCCAAGUGUGCGUGUUUCAUUGGUACUGUAUGCUCCUUCCCUGAAUCUUUGUGUCAUUCACACGCACCACCCACGGGUCACAGGAUGGAUGUAAUUUGAGCCCACAAAUGCGAAGGCAAAGGUUUGAGGGAAGUGAAGAAAACUAAAAGAGGAAGAAACUAAACAUUUAGAACCACACCAGAGAAGAAAGGUGACAUUCAGUGCUAAAACACACUGAGUCUUAAUUCUGCCACAAGCAUGCACUAUUGUUAUAAAGUAAGAGUUAGGUUGGCGGCCACAGUCACCUUCCAGGAGCUUAGACAAUAGUCUCUCAUGUAAGCUGGAUUUGGUUCACGUGAAGAGGAUUGCCUCAAAAUGAACUUCACAGGAACAAUCAGCUGCAUAAGUAGCCUUAAAGCACAUCAUUGACCAAAGAGGGAAAUGCCUGCCUUCCUCACCAUGCUUAGACCAAGACCCUCACAAAUUCAUGUCCUUCCGUCACUUAUCAGAGAUGCUCUGUCUGUGGCUGAGUUUGGACUCAUCAGUGACAUGAUGAUGUGUGUUUUCUCCAACACUGUAGUAAAACUGUUUUAUGGUAAGAUAGUUGUGAUCUUGAUCUUACCUAUUAAAAUAAUGCCAGAUACCAAAUAUGAAUUUUCUGGUGUUCUCUUUGUGCUUGGUACUGAAAGAGAGAAACCACACACCUUGUAAGUCUGAGUGCUUCUGCGCAGCUCUCCUCUUCACAGCUCAAAGGUAUAAGCGAAAAAUCUGGAGGGAAGGAUAAUUUCCACCGUGUGGAAUGUGAAUAAACAAAAAGUUAUGGUUAUUUAAUGUAAUUAUGAAUUCAAGUCCUUUGGUUACUGUGAUUUCAAACAUGCUUUCUUUCUCUAUUUUAUAUGACGACCUCUGAGUUGGGCAAAGAAGAAACUGGCCAUUGUACGUUGUUAGGGACUUUUGUCAGGUCAGAGGGAAACGCAUGUUGUCACAUAUGAAGAGAUGUUACCGAGUCAAGGAUGAACUUGCAUUCUUUAAAAUUGGUUGUUGCUUGAAGGUUGACACUUCUGAAACAUUUUAUGGAAGACUUAAGUGUUAUUUUGAGAUACUUAAAAUGUACGUAUACAACCAAAUCAAAUACAUAUGAACAGAACAUUUCUAACUGAGAAAUCCGAGCUGAAAGAAAUUCUAUUGAUUUGCCAUUCCUCAAGAUAUUUAACACCAUCUACAUUGUGUAUUUAAUCUGCUUUAAUCAUUUUUAAACAAUAAAGGAUAUUAUAUAGGCUAUGAUCGAACUACCUUGCUAUGGAUGAGGGUGAGGUGGGAUUUAAUGGUCUCAGAAAAGCUAAUUUGGCUUAAAGUUUUAUGAAUCUGCAAUUAGAAUUUUAUUUUCACCCUAAUAACAUACUAUCUAACUGUUGCAAAAAAAGCAAUCAAUAAA
Microtus oregoni (creeping vole) is the source of this 4499-nucleotide messenger RNA. RefSeq names its product gremlin 1, DAN family BMP antagonist (gene Grem1). Gene Ontology annotation, molecular function: BMP binding; receptor ligand activity. The record is from RefSeq and is a predicted model, not a curated record. Lineage: Eukaryota; Metazoa; Chordata; Mammalia; Rodentia; Cricetidae. Gene Ontology annotation, biological process: animal organ morphogenesis. The transcript is spliced from 2 exons. Bases 792 to 1346 code for a protein of 184 amino acids.